This is a messenger RNA of Symbiodinium sp. CCMP2592, 1017 nucleotides long. NCBI's taxonomy places the organism in Eukaryota, Dinophyceae, Suessiales, Symbiodiniaceae. The record is from the annotation of a GenBank genome assembly.
AUGCGGCGUGGAAGCCAAGACACUCUGUCGCCUCGCUUGCCCGAGCCGAGCGUCGACUCUGCCGACUAUCAGCCAGAGGUUGACGUGGAGCGCUUGGCGCAGCACUUUGCGCAGCGCUAUGGGAGUCUGGCGGAGGCACGCAAAGCGCUGGAUCCCGAGGUGGAGCUGAAAUUGGUCGAGUUCGAGCUGGCGCUGAAGAAAUGGGGGGUCAAGGUGGACAACGUGGUUCACUUCUUCGCUCACAUCGACGAAGAUUACAGCGGCAGCAUCUCCGUCGAGGAGCUCCUGAAUGUGCUGGACUCGCCCUUGGACGAGAUCAAGCGUCGCGAGAAGCUUCGGCAAAGGAAUGAGGUCAAGCGAAUCUUUGAGGAGAUGGCGCGCAGCAUCUGUGAGAAGUUUGGCAGCAUCGAGGAAGCUUUCCAGAAGCAUGGCAGCUGGUUGCAUUCGACGAGUUCCUCGCUGUCCCUGGCGCAGUUUGGGAGAUUGGCGAAGCAGCUCGACAUCGAGUUGGAAGCCGCCGUCAUGCAGCGGGUCUUCAACGAAAUCGACGAGGACAAAGAAGGUUCCAUCUCGGUGGAGGAGCUGCAGAAGGCACUUUCCUACCCGAUCGUGCGAUAUGUGGUGGUGGAAAUUGCCGGCCUUCUCGAGCAGAAGCACGGGGGUGUUGUGGAGGCUUUUGAGAGCAUCGGAGAGAUCCGCCCCGGUUCUGUUUCAAAGGUUCCACCACCACCUCCGUCGGGUGAUCGGCCACCUGUGCGGCUCGCGGUCCACGAGGGCGUGUCGCAGGAGCACUUUCUAAAGGUGCUGAGGCAGCUGAAGGUCCUGGACACUAUCACGGACAGUGCUGCCACGAUGAUCUGGACCAGCCUCCAGCCGUUCACUAUGCAGGACUUCGUGCAGAGACUUCUAGAGGAACACCGGCAAGCCGAGGAGGAGAAACAGCGCCACGAAGAGGACCGUGAAAGGCUCCGGGCUCUAGUUAUUGCUCGCAGCACGACCCAUUGCCCUCAGGCGUGA